AUGAGGAAGGCUGCACUGCAUGCCUGGGAUUCAGGGACUUUGUCUCAAGGUCUCAGAGCAGCAAGGCUGCUCCUCUUCCCCACCAACUGGCAAGGCCUGGAGGGUGGAGGUCCCUACACCUGGGGGCUCUGCAUCUUGAAGAAAGAAUUCUUCCGCCAGGCUGUGGUGUGCUCCUGUAACCGCAGCCUUCCAGGAGCCUGCGUCCUCGCCGCGCUGCUCCUUUGGUUGCGCCUGGCGCCAGGCGUGCGCGGCGCUCCUUGCGAGGCUGUGCGCAUCCCCAUGUGCCGCUCGAUGCCCUGGAACCUCACGCGGAUGCCCAACCACCUGCACCACAGCACGCAGGAGAACGCCGUGCUGGCCAUCGAGCAGUACGAGGAGCUGGUGGACGCCAAUUGCAGCGCUGUGCUGCGCUUCUUCCUCUGUGCCAUGUACGCGCCCAUCUGCGCGCUCGAGUUCCUGCACGACCCCAUCAAGCCCUGCAAGUCCGUCUGCCAGCGUGCGCGAGACGGCUGCGAGCCGCUCAUGAACCUCUACAACCACAGCUGGCCAGAGAGCCUGGCCUGCGACGAGCUGCCCGUCUACGACCGCGGCGUGUGCAUCUCGCCCGAGGCCAUUGUCACCGACCUCCCGGAGGACGCCAAGUGGUUGGACCUCACCCCAGAUAUGAUGGUGCAAGAGAUGCCCCUGGAUGUGGACUGCAAACGCCUCAGUCCUGAUCGGUGCAAGUGUAAAAAAGUGAAGCCAACUUUGGCGACGUACCUGAGCAAGAACUACAGCUACGUUAUUCAUGCCAAAAUCAAAGCUGUGCAGCGGAGUGGCUGCAAUGAAGUCACAACUGUGGUGGAUGUCAAGGAGAUCUUCAAGUCCUCGUCACCCAUCCCUCGAACGCAAGUCCCGCUCGUCACGAAUUCUUCCUGCCAGUGUCCUCACAUCCUGCCCCAUCAAGAUGUCCUCAUCAUGUGUUAUGAGUGGCGCUCAAGGAUGAUGCUUCUUGAAAAUUGCUUAGUGGAAAAAUGGAGGGAUCAACUUAGUAAAAGAUCCAUACAGUGGGAAGAGAGGCUGCGGGAACAGCGAAGAGCAAUUCAGGACAAGAAGCGAACAGCUGGACGCACCAGUCGUAGUAAUCCUCCCAAACCAAAAGGAAAGCCACCUGCUCCCAAACCUGCCAGCUCUAAGAAGAACAUUAAAGCUAGAAGUGCACAAAAGAAGACAAACUCCAAAAGAGCGUGAGCUAACUGCUUUCAGAAAUGGAGACUUCCUUAUAGCAUGAGGCUGGGCAUUGCCUGGGACAGCUGAUGUAAGGCCACACACCCCUUGCCUUAAGGACUCUUGCAGUCCGAUUCAUAGACACAUCUUGCAGCAUUUUCUUUAAUGAUUUGCUUCCAUGUUUCCUUUUAAGCCAUUACAAGCCAUAUGGGUGAUUGGCACUCUGGUAUGGCAAGUGUAAUAAUUAAAGCUGGUUGAAAGCUUUUUUGGUAUACAGAGUGGUGCACACUCUUUUGACCGCCAUGUAGAGGACAUAGGUUUUUUUUCUUAGUUUGACCUAAUAUGUGCAUUGUAAAAUUAAUGCCAUAUUUGAAAAGAAACACUUUUGACAAAAUAUUUUAUUUCUGUUUGACUUCUGAUAGAACAGUAGUG
Fukomys damarensis (Damara mole-rat) is the source of this 1638-nucleotide messenger RNA. RefSeq names its product secreted frizzled related protein 4 (gene Sfrp4). Gene Ontology annotation, biological process: non-canonical Wnt signaling pathway; canonical Wnt signaling pathway. Bases 1 to 1230 code for a protein of 409 amino acids. Gene Ontology annotation, molecular function: Wnt-protein binding. Gene Ontology annotation, cellular component: cytoplasm. NCBI's taxonomy places the organism in Eukaryota, Metazoa, Chordata, Mammalia, Rodentia, Bathyergidae. The transcript has 8 exons. The record is from RefSeq and is a predicted model, not a curated record.